Molecule: messenger RNA, 3285 nt
Organism: Camelus dromedarius (Arabian camel)
Lineage: Eukaryota; Metazoa; Chordata; Mammalia; Artiodactyla; Camelidae
Gene: CATSPERE
Product: catsper channel auxiliary subunit epsilon
Exons: 21
Coding region: 1-2952 (983 amino acids)
Biological process (GO): sperm capacitation; flagellated sperm motility
Cellular component (GO): CatSper complex; sperm principal piece
Source: RefSeq, a predicted model, not a curated record
AUGCGCGCACACCCUCGCCUCGCGGGGAGGUGCGGACCCCGCCCUGCGGUGCGGGCCCGUGAGCAUCUCCAGGCAACGGCGUCCGCGGGAGCGCGCGAGGACAGGCGGGCGAGGCUGGACCGUUGGGCGGCGAGGAAGCGGCGCCAUGUCAGCCCAAGGAGUGGCAGUGCUGCUGUCUUGGCUGAGCUGUUGCGGCUCGGCCCUCUGGAGAUUCAGUUAGAGUAUGAAGGGACAUCAUUUUCUGAGUGGAGUGUGCCAGGAACUUGUUCUGUGAAAAAUAAAAGAUCACCCAAGACAGAACUGCGUUGUUCUGCUGGUAUUCAGGUUAUAAAACCAAUUGUUACGGGCCCCGAUUUAGAAGAAGAACGCUAUUUCCCUAUGGAGAAUUCUUAUUUUUGCUUUCUCUGGUAUCAUAAGGCUAUAAAUUUACCUGACAAUUUAACCCAGGUCAUUGUAUGGGUAUACGAUCCAGAAAGUGCAGACCCCAGUGAGUUGCUGUGGACUGCAGAUGAACCUUCCCUGGAUUCCGAAGCACUUAGCAAGCAUUUAGCCGCUAUGGGACAGAAGCCUACCAUACAUACAACUCAGAGGAGAAAACUUUAUUUUCCACAUGAACAAAUGAAGAAUGGGGCCUGGCAUUUCUCAGUACCAGUGGCAGAAGAUGAUGUGGUAACUGAGAUUAAAGGAAAUGAAGUGGCUUUUUUUGAUUGUUUCGUUGCAGACACUCUUUUCCUGCUGACUUUUCCUUUUCUGGCAAUACCUGAGACGCCUGGUUUUUUACCAAUCUCUUCACCACGGGGCAGUCAAUUAAUGGCAUCCCGGGCUAAUUGUGUUCCUUCAUCUGUUGUGGUGGUAGCUGAUAUGGAGACCUUUCAGACAAACGAUUCAUUCCGUACGUGGGUCAAGAUCAGAGUACCCCCAAACAUUCUGACUGAUGAUGAAAGACACAGUGUGUCUGAUGUGAACCUAACAAAGGAUGGAAUAUUUCUUUUAAUAAACGGUAUUCUUUACAUAAAAAAUUUUACAGCAUUUACAAGACUGGGAAGCAAUGUAAAUCUUCCUGAUAGUGGAAUUAUUGGCAUUACAUCAAGAAAAUGGUGUUGGCUCAAUUAUUUAUUGAAGGAUGAAGGAAUAAGAAGCAGCAUGGCAAUCUGGACAGAAAAUGAAGUUUAUCUUGGAUAUACUUUUCCUAAAUUUGUUAAAAUAGGAACUACUGAAAUGUUGAAAAAACUUGUAAAUAUGUCAUCAGCUGCUACUCUGACUAUACACAAUGUUGAGUAUACAGGACACCCUUUGGAACUUGGCUUGUUAUUAAGUUACUGCAUUACAUGUGAAGUCACCAAAACAAUCUACCUAGUGAUAUAUAAUGAAGACACAAAACAGUGGGUAUACCAAGACUUUGCAUUAGAUGUCACUAUUGACACUUUUCUACAUCUAUAUUUUACACAUUCAGCGCUGCCAGAAUUUAUACUGUGGGACAAACAAAGGAUCUACUAUUAUUAUCACAACCUCAAAGAUAAGGGAGUAUUACAGACAUCUACAGAAUCUGGAAAUCUAUCAAGAUUAUCACAGGACAGCAAUAUUCACGAUGUUUUUAUCGAUUAUUUUGGAAAUAUUGUGAUAAAAAUGGAAAAUAAUGUAAUGUUUUAUUCCAAGGUGUCUGCUGAAGAUGCAGUGAAACUACAUUUAUGGACAAGUAACAGAAUAAAAUCAUUAAUUUCCUUGGAUUCAUCUGGUCAAGUAUAUCUCAUAUACGUUUUUGAAAAUGGUGAAAUACAGCGACAGGAAUAUCCCUUAAUACUGGAAGCACACAGUGCAAUUUUUAAGACAGAAGAAAAAUGUCCCUACUGGGAAUUUCACAAUAAUAUUUUUGUUGCUUUUUACUUAUUGGACAAGGGACAAAACCUGUCAUUUUGGGCUCUAAUAGUCUAUCCAGAAAAUACUGGUCUGUACAUCAUUGUGGAAUCAUAUGGCCCCAAAAUAUUAGAUAAAAAACAACAAGUUCACUAUGAAACUGCCUUAGGAUACAGCAUUAAAAACAUGACUGUAACAUUUUCUCAGAAUAUCAACUAUGAGGCAGUAGAUGAUUAUUUCACAUUGCAACACCAGAACACGGGUCUUCUGCUCGUCCAGGUUAGGUUUAGUGAAUUUGCGAAAAUAUGUCCAAUAACCCAAAAGGUGUUCCAAAUAGCUGUGGGCUGUGAUGCUAAAAAAUUCAUCGCUGUCAAAGGAUUUCAUAAAAAAGAAUGUCGUCAUCAUGAUUUUUAUUACCGUAUUGAAAAGACAUAUCUGAGGGAUCGACCAUCUAAACACUUGAGAGUAAAAUAUGAUUGGGAAAAAUAUGGCUGCCCACUGAGACUUAAUUUCAAAGAAAAGUUUCGCCCUUUACUUCAAUUAUACAAUGACGAAAACUAUGUUGAAGACGUUGAAGUAAAUUUCAUAGUGUGGGAAAUACACGGCAGGGAUGACUAUAGCUUUAACAACACUAUGAAGAAGAGUGGUUGUUUGAAAGAAGCUCAGACAUGGAAAUCAAUGACUCAGCUUAACAAGCACCUCCCAUUAGAAGAGGCCUGGGGACCAGAGAACUAUAAGCACUGUUUUUCUUACGCUAUUGGAAAACCAGGAGACUUAAAUCAACCAUAUGAGAUCAUCAACAAGUCUAACAAUAACCAUUUAGUUUGGCCCGUGGACCAUUAUGGAAUGUAUGUGUUUCGUGUGAAGAUCCUGGAUCCAAACUAUAGUUUCUGUAAUCUAACAGCUAUAUUUGCAAUAGAGACCUUUGGAGUGAUUCCCAGUCCCCGUACUUACCUGGUUGCUGCCAUCCUCUUUCUCCUGAUGCUCCUGUUCCUCAGUCUUCUAGCUCUGAGCUACUUGUAUUAUUAUCUGAGGAUUUACAGUGCAUUUAUUGAUGUACCACUUCACAACCCUGAAACAAAACAAAAGAAUGAUUAAGAAAAAUGGAAGUUUAUUGACUACAAAUGUAUGUAUGUAGAGGGAGUGUCUCUAUCCUUAUAUUGAGAGUAUAAGUUUGACUAGGAACUACUAAGUAUAAGUGCAUAGUAAGUAUCACCAAAUUCAAAAUCUGAAAAGUGUUCUUAAAUUACUCAAAACAAAACUAUUUUUGUAUAUAAUGCAUGUUAUUAAAUUAAUCCUUAGUGUGUUUACAUUUAUCUUAAUGUAGUCUAUGUACUUUUAUAUGGCUUAAAGAAAAAAAAAACUUUAAACCACCUAAAUUUGGCUAUUACAAUCUUUCCUAAGAAUGAAAGUAAAUUUUUGAAAAUAUAA